This is a messenger RNA of Scatophagus argus, 2967 nucleotides long. RefSeq names its product interleukin-1 receptor accessory protein-like 1. The record is from RefSeq and is a predicted model, not a curated record. Gene Ontology annotation, molecular function: interleukin-1 receptor activity. NCBI's taxonomy places the organism in Eukaryota, Metazoa, Chordata, Actinopteri, Scatophagidae. The coding region runs from base 281 to 2428 and encodes 715 amino acids. The transcript has 13 exons. Gene Ontology annotation, biological process: signal transduction; negative regulation of exocytosis.
UUUUCCGCAGAGCCUACGUCAGGUUGUCUGUUUUGCCUUAGCGUCCCAAUAGUCUUAUUUACCUUGAAGGCCUGUUUACAUAAGUAUUUGCUGAUGUUGCGCCUGCCUGUCAGUUGGUCUGACAACUGUUUGCUGAUCCUGUCUUCAUGCUGCCAACUCCUGAGAUGUUUUACAUCAGAGGCACCAGGUAACCUGGACGACUAUCCUUUCAGUAGCAGCACUCCGAGGGUGGCACUGACGAGUGGAGGACUGGUUAAAAAAAAAGAAAAAGAGCAAAAAAAUGAAAGCUCCCAUUCCUCUUCUGAUCCUGCUUCAUGCCAUUGUGGUCCAUUGCCUGAAAGUGGUGUCGAAGAGAGGGUCAGUGGAAGGCUGCACGGAUUGGUCAGUGGACUACCUGAAAUAUAAGGUGCUUCUGGGGGAACCUGUACGGAUUAAGUGUGCUUUGUUCUAUGGAUAUAUACGGGCCAACUACACCCAUGCGCAGAGUGCCGGACUCAGCCUCAUGUGGUACAAAAGCGCAGGACACGGGGACUUCGAGGAACCCAUCAGUUUUGACGGCACAAGAAUGAGCAAGGAGGAGGAUGCCAUAUGGUUUCGACCAGCAGAGUUGGACGAUGUAGGGUACUAUUCCUGCGUAUUAAGGAACUCCACAUACUGCAUGAAGGUGUCCAUGUCACUCACUGUGGCAGAGAAUGACACAGACCUCUGCUACAACUCCAAAAUGAGGUUCUUUGAGAAGGCAGAACUAAGCAAAAGCAAAGACAUCACCUGCCAGGGUAUUGAGGAUUAUAUCCAGCCGGGAGUGGAGCCUGAGAUUGUGUGGUACAAGGAAUGCAAGCCAAAGCAGUGGAGACAAACCAUAGAAAGGAGGAGGGACACCCUGUCCAUCAAGGAAGUGCGGGAGGAUGACAUUGGGAAUUACACCUGCGAAUUACAGUUUGGGAACUUUGUGGUACGGAGGACGACCGAGCUGUCUGUCACAGCUCCCCUGACAGACAAGCCGCCAAAAAUCCUCUCGCCUUCAGAGAACCAAAUGAGUGUCAUAGAGAUGGCAAUAGGAAGUCCCGUCAACCUGACAUGCAGAGCCUUCUUUGGAUACAGCGGAGACGUCAGUCCACUUAUCUACUGGAUGAAGGGAGAGAAGUUCAUCGAGGAUCUGGAUGAGGAGCGGGUUCAGGAGAGCGACAUCAAGACAAUCCGAGAGCACCUGGGGGAGCAGGAAGUUUCUAUCUCCCUGACCAUCGACUCUCUGGAGGACAGCGACCUGGGCAACUACUCCUGCUACGUGGAAAACGGCAACGGGCGGCGACAGGCCAACAUUCUGCUCACCAAGAAAGCGGAGCUGAUGUACACGGUGGAGCUGGCCGGCGGUCUGGGAGCCAUCCUGUUGCUGCUCAUCUGUCUGGUGACCCUAUACAAAUGCUACAGGAUCGAGCUCAUGCUCUUCUACAGGAACCACUUUGGCAGUGAGGAUAUAGAUGGAGAUAACAAGGACUACGAUGCUUACCUGUCCUACACUAAAGUGGACCCAGACCAGUGGAGCCAAGAGACCCGAGAGGAGGAGCGUUUUGCCCUGGAGAUCCUCCCUGACGUGCUGGAGAAGCAUUAUGGGUAUAAACUCUUCAUUCCAGACAGGGACUUGAUCCCCUCAGGAAGUUUCACCAAUGAUCAUUUCCAGGAUGACACAAGACUACUUAGAGCCUACAUCGAGGACGUAGCACGUUGUGUGGACCAGAGCAAGCGGCUCAUCAUCGUCAUGACACCCAGCUAUGUCGUGCGGAGGGGGUGGAGCAUCUUUGAGCUGGAGACAAGACUGCGCAACAUGCUCGUGACCGGCGAGAUCAAGGUCAUCCUGAUCGAGUGCGCCGAGUUGCGCGGCAUCAUGAACUACCAGGAAGUAGAGGCCCUCAAACACACCAUCAAGAUGCUGACGGUCAUCAAGUGGCGCGGGCAGUCCAGCAACAAGCUCAACUCCAAGUUCUGGAAACAGCUGCUCUACGAGAUGCCCUUCAAGCGCAUGGAGCCCCUGAGCAUCUCCCACGAGCAGGUGCUGGACGUCAGCGAACAGGGCCCCUUCAGUGAGCUCCAGACCGUCUCGGCCAUCUCCAUGGCGGCAGCCACCUCCACCGCCAUGGCGACGGCACACCCGGACUUGCGCUCAACCUUCCACAACUCUUGCCACACCCAGAUGAGGCAGAAACACUAUUACCGUAGCUACGACUAUGACCUGCCUCCAGGUGGCACACUCCCGCCACUCUCCUCACUAGGCAACCAGCACACCUACUGCAACAUCCCCAUGACGCUCAUCAACGGACAGAGGCCACAGUCCAAGUCGCCGCGCCAGCAGAGCCUGGACGACGCCCACGGCAACAACGCCAUGCUGCCGCUGCUGCCCAGGGAGACCAGUAUAUCCAGUGUCAUCUGGUGACAGAGACGGCCCCCGGCUGGAUAGACUGCAGAUCUAUACGUCACAGGGAGGACUCACCACUGGACCCUGAACGCACCGGAGCCAGAGGGACCCGAAUGGCACUAAGCUACUUGCUGCUGUUGAAUUUGCACCAGGAAACAUCAGGGGGAAGGGAGGGUAGGGGAAGGAGGACACGCUGGACACGUUGGUGAUGGAGGUGGUGGCAGAUUUUUUUUUUUUUUUGAUCCAAAAAGAGCUUUUAUUGAAACUGAACAACAACAAAACAGAAAACAAGCAAGGAGAACUUUUGUAUGCCUGUAUAAACACUCGCGUAACACAAGCCAACACCUAUGAUAAUUUACCCAGAAAGUCGAGGAAUACAGGGUCCUGUACAUACGUUUUUCUAAUUCUUUGUAGCAUCAGUGUUUGGGACUUGUUUCUCGUUUAUGUUUUAACAUCAGUUGGGACUUUUUUUUUCCUCUCUUUUGUUUCAGUUUGUACAAAAGUGGAGCAAUGGCCUGUGAGAUGUUUUGGAUAAACCGUUGUUACAUGUAUCUUAA